AUGGUUGACUUUGAAAGAAUUAAAAACGCAGAUUUCGAUAUCCACUUCCACCAAGACACUGACGAGAUCGAGGAGGAUGGUACCUUGAUCGUUAACAGACAGAAUGCUGCUAACUCUAAGUACCCAGAUUUCUUGCCAACUUGGAACCCAACUGAAAAAUAUCCCCCACUUAAAUUUUUCAAGCAUGAGGACCCUGGCUUGAGAGCUGAUCCUGAGUUGCGUAACCUUUUCCCUGAGGAUAAGGCCUUCAAGACCAAGAACAUCACCCCUAAGUUGGGUACUGAGGUUCACGGUAUUCAGUUGUCUGAGCUUAGCGAUGCUGCUAAGGAUGACUUGGCCCUUUACGUUGCCAAGAGAGGUGUUGUAGUCUUCAGAGACCAGGACUGGGCAUCCAAGGGUCCAAAGUUCAUUACUGACUUUGCCAGACAUUACGGUAGGUUGCACAUCCAUCCUACCUCUGGAGCACCCAAAGGUUUCCCUGAAUUACACAUUACUUACAGAAGAGCCGACCCUAAUGAAUUCGAGAGAACCUUCCAACACAAGAACAAUAAUGUCGACUGGCAUUCGGAUGUCUCUUAUGAACUUCAGCCAUCUGGUACUACUUUCUUCGCUGUCUUAGAAGGCCCAGAUGCCGGUGGUGAUACUAUCUUUGCCAACACUGUGGAAGCUUACAAAAGAUUGUCGCCUGAGUUCCAGCAAAGAUUGGAGGGAUUGCACGCUUUACACUCUUCUCUUAACCAAGCCCAAAACUCCGCUGGACACGGAGGUGUUCAAAGAAGAGAUCCUGUGGAGCAUGUGCACCCAUUGAUUAGAGUUCACCCUGUCACCAAGGAGAAGCUUAUUUUUGUCAACAAGCCCUUCACCAGAAGAAUUGUUGAGUUAAAGCAAGAGGAAUCUGACCAUUUGUUGGACUUCUUGUAUCAUCACAUUGAGCUGGCUCAUGACUUGCAAUUGAGAGGCCGCUGGGAGCCAAACACUGUGGUUGUCUGGGACAACAGAAGCACAGUUCACUCUCCAGUUAUUGAUUGGGAUUCUCCAGUGUCUAGACAUGCUGUGAGAGUUACUCCUCAGGCUGAAAGGCCAGUGGCUGACUUGGCUGACUUGAACAAACCAGAGCCUAGUCUCGGUGAUGUUGAGGAGAGCCUUGAUAAGUUCUAG
Molecule: messenger RNA, 1158 nt
Organism: Candidozyma haemuli
Lineage: Eukaryota; Fungi; Ascomycota; Pichiomycetes; Serinales; Metschnikowiaceae
Product: TauD/TfdA dioxygenase family protein
Exons: 1
Coding region: 1-1158 (385 amino acids)
Biological process (GO): sulfur compound catabolic process
Cellular component (GO): cytoplasm
Molecular function (GO): sulfonate dioxygenase activity
Source: RefSeq, a predicted model, not a curated record